AUGUCACAGACAUUGUUGCUGGGGAAGGACGUGCCAUUAAGAACUACAAACUCUAUCAUUUUGUGGUUGGGCUCCGAUCCUACAUAUCAAAAGGUGCUAUCAUCGAGGAUACAUUACUUAUGGGUGCUUACUAUUAUGAGACUGACGCGGAAAAGAGGUUCUUGGCUUCCAAGUGAAACAUCCCUAUUGGCGUUGGCAAGAACUCCCACAUUAGGACGGCAAUCAUCGACAAGAACGCUAGAAUUGAUCACCAUCCCCUCCUCCCAGCUUGCAAAAAGCUAG
Messenger RNA from Linum tenue, 282 nucleotides. The record is from the annotation of a GenBank genome assembly. Lineage: Eukaryota; Viridiplantae; Streptophyta; Magnoliopsida; Malpighiales; Linaceae.